Messenger RNA from Lactuca virosa, 1540 nucleotides. Lineage: Eukaryota; Viridiplantae; Streptophyta; Magnoliopsida; Asterales; Asteraceae. The record is from the annotation of a GenBank genome assembly.
CUCUCAGGAGGAAGCAACCAACCUUUAAAUGCUUUCUGUUUUUUUCAGUUUUGUUUCUGUUCUUUUUUCUUACUUGCACUAAACCUUUACGGACACCUUUUUAUAUAAGUAAACGCAAAGUUAUUAUUUUUAGAAUAGAACAAAACAGAAAACAGAGACAGAAGAACUUAAGGUGUUAUCUCAUCUAUGAUCUAUGGCUUUCUUUUACAUGAAGAUGAUGAACAGUGAGUGCACCCAUGGGUCGAAUCCAUCACGAUUGUUUUUAGGGACAUCAACGCCAUUAAAUUCACUUGGGUCAAAUCCGAACCCGAAUCGGAGCCCCAUCAACAAAAACCGGGUCCAAAUCCCCCACGCCAGUCAUCGCGCCUCUUCAUAUGUUGCUUCUUUUGCUGCUUUUGCAAUGCUGACUCGAAGUGUCGCGAAUGAUGUUCUAACCGUCGGUAAAGAACUACGUACCCUCGCAGACGAAUUCAUCCCACGAGAGUAUCAAGAUUACUACAUCCACGAAAUGAAAAAGAUCAUCCGAAACAAAGAUAGCGAGUUCAUAAUUGUCAUAGACGAAUAUCAAGCACAAUCCAACACCACAGAUGAAAUGUAUCAAGCAGUUGAAACCUAUUUAGGCACUAAAGUGAACGAAUCGUGUAUUCGAAAGGUUAAUGUGUGCAAAAACAAGGAAACAUUGGCUAUUACUAUGAACGAAGAUGAAGAAAUCAUCGAUGAAUACGAUGGGAUUCAAGUUAAAUGGAGAUCAACAACAAAAACCGAACGAUCUGAUGAGAUUAAAGCCGAAGAAAGUGGAUUAAAGCUUCAUAUGAUCGACGCCGAUUAUCAUGAGUCAAAAACUGUCAUUAUUGAUAACCCGAUGACCUUCAAAACCCUAGCAAUUGAGCCGGAGCUAAAGAAGAUGAUUAUGGAGGAUUUAAACAAUUUCAAAGAUGGAAAGGAAUACUAUCGACGAAUCGGUAAGGCAUGGAAGCGAGGUUAUCUGGUCUACGGUUCUUCUGGCACAGGAAAAUCCAGCUUGAUCGCAUGCAUGGCUAAUUAUUUAAACUACAAUAUCUACGACAUAGACCUUACAGACGUUGAUUCAGACUCUCAACUUAAAAACAUUUUGCUAGAAAUGCCUAGCAAAUCGAUACUUGUGUUUGAAGAUUUCGAUCAACUUAAAAAUCAAAUAGGAGAAAAGACUUGUUCGAGAUUGUUUAACUUUAUGGAUGGGAUUUGGUCGUGUUGUGGAGAAGAACGAAUCUUUAUUUUCACAACCAAAUCUAUAAAUGCACUUGACCCCACAUUACUUCGUCCAGGGCGAAUGGAUAUGCAUAUUCAUAUGUCUUAUUGCACAUUUUCAGCAUUCAAACAGCUGGCUUUUAACUAUUUGGAGCUCGAAGAUCAUCGACUCUUUAAAAGAGUCGAAGAGUUGUUGCAAAGUGUAAACGCCACACCUGCUGAAGUUGCGGGAGAGCUUAUGAAGUACAAAAAAGAUGUGACUAUGUCACUCGAGAAACUUAUUGCCUACCUCGAGAAAAAAACGAGGUUGUAA